AUGCGGGGAUCGCUGCUACUUCUGGCACCCCUCGUGGGCGCCGCCGUGGUUGAGACUCGAUCCGGAAAUACUGAUGAGUGCCCCGGUUACAAGGCAGUGAAUAUCCGCGAGCACGGCCAGUCCUUGACGGCUGAUCUGGUUCUCGCGGGUGAGCACUGUGACAGCUAUGGCACUGACUUGGAGAACUUGAAGCUCCUCGUCGAAUACCAGACUGAUGAUCGCAUCCAUGUCCUCAUCUCGGAUAAGGACGAGGAAGUCUACCAGGUGCCGACAUCGGUUUUCCCUCGACCGGACGCAGACAGUCACCAUGGCAGCGACCCCAACAUUCGCUUCGACUUUGAGGCUGAGCCGUUCUCUUUCCGCGUUCUCCGUGGGAAAGAGGUCCUCUUUGACACUUCCGAGACAAGCUUGAUCUUCGAAGAUCAAUACCUCAGACUGCGCACCUGGCUUCCCAAGAACCCGUAUCUGUACGGUCUGGGUGAACACUCUGAUUCUUUCCGUCUGCCCAACAAGAACUACACCCGCACUCUCUGGAGCCGUGAUGCCUACGGUAUCCCCGAGAACACCAACCUGUACGGCAACCACCCGGUCUACGUUGACCACCGAGGUGCCCAGGGUACCCACGGUGUGUUCUUCCUGAACUCCAACGGCAUGGAUAUCAAGGUGGACCAGACCGAUGACGGCCGUCAAUUCUUGGAGUACAACACCGUCGGUGGUGUCUUUGACCUUUACUUCCUUGCGGGUCCCUCUCCCAAGGAGGUGGCCAAGCAGUACUCGGAGGUCGUUGGUCUUCCCGCCAUGCAGGCAUACUGGACCUUUGGUUUCCACAACUGUCGUUACGGAUACCGCGAUGUUUAUGAUGUCGCCGAGGCCGUUCACAACUACAGCGCGGCUCGCAUUCCUCUGGAGACCAUGUGGACCGAUAUUGACUAUAUGGAUCGUCGCCGAGUUUUCACCCUUGAUCCCGAGCGUUAUCCUCUUGAGAAGAUGCGCGAGCUGGUCGACUACCUGCACAAGCACGACCAGCACUACAUCGUGAUGGUUGAUCCUGCUGUGAGCGACAGCGACAAUGGCGCAGCCAACCGAGGCAAGGAGCAAAAUGUUUUCCUGAACCGCGACGGAGUGGUCUAUCAAGGCGCUGUCUGGCCCGGAGUUACAGUCUACCCGGACUGGUUCGCACCCACGACUCAAGAAUGGUGGGAUGGCGAGUUUGAGCGGUUCUUCAACCCUUCCACUGGUGUUGACAUUGACGGACUGUGGAUUGAUAUGAACGAGGCUGCCAACUUCUGCCCUUGGCCCUGCAAGGACCCCGUUGCUUACUCGGAGGAGAGUGACCUGCCUCCUGCUGCUCCCCCGGUUCGUGACUCGUCGCCUCGUCCGCUGCCCGGCUUCCCGGCCGACUUCCAGCCCGCGAAGUCUUCAGGCAAGGUUCGUCGUGCACACGGCAGCAAGGCAGGCCUGCCCAACCGGGACUUGGUCUCGCCAGCGUACCAGAUCGCCAAUGCCGCCGGUUCUUUGAGCAACAAGACCAUUGAUACGGAUCUCAUUCACCAAGGAGAGGAUGGGUACGCCGAGUACGACACCCACAACCUCUACGGUACCAUGAUGAGCACUGCCUCUCGCCAUGCUAUGAGCGUGCGUCGUCCUUCCGUUCGUCCUCUGGUCAUCACCCGAAGCACAUUCGCGGGUGCGGGUACUCAAGUUGGUCACUGGCUCGGUGACAACCUUAGCGAAUGGGAAAAGUAUCGCACUUCUAUCAGACAGAUGCUGGCGUUUGCCGCCAUUUUCCAGAUCCCCAUGGUCGGGUCUGACGUCUGCGGUUUCGGCGGCAACACGACCGAGGAGCUUUGCGCUCGCUGGGCCACGCUGGGUGCGUUCAACCCCUUCUACCGCAACCACAAUGGCCUCGACUCCAUCCCCCAGGAGUUCUACCGCUGGCCCACGGUCGCGGAUGCGGCUCGCAAGGCCAUUGAAAUCCGUUACCGCCUCCUCGACUACCUCUACACUGCGUUCCACCGCCAGACCCAGACCGGUGAGCCCUUCUUGCAGCCCAUGUUCUACGUCUACCCCGAAGACAAGAAAACUUUUGCCAACGAGGCUCAAUUCUUCUACGGUGAUGCUCUCCUCGUCUCCCCCGUCCAAGAUGUCGGGGAGACCACCGUCGACGCCUACCUGCCCAAGGAUCUCUUCUAUGACUGGUACACCGGCGCCAAGGUCAACGGCAAGGGUGCCACCAAGAAGCUGAAGAAUGUUGGCGUCACCGAGAUCCCCAUCCACAUCCGCGGCGGAAGCAUCAUCCCGCUGCGUGCCGAGAGUGCGAUGACCACGAAGGAGCUGCGCCGUCGUGGCUUUGAGAUCCUGGUUGCUCCCGACAACAAGGGCUAUGCCUCGGGCUCAUUGUACCUGGACGAUGGCGAGUCCCUCGAGACCAGCAGCAGUGAGAUUGAGUUUGAAUACAGUAAAGGCCGUCUCUCCAUCCGCGGUCUGUUUGGCUACCAGACGAAUGUGGCGAUUGAAGCUGUCACCAUUCUGGGACAGGAUCGCCCACGGAAGCAGGCACGUGGCGAGGAGUAUGAUGCGGCUCGACAAAGCCUCACCAAGGAGGUGAAUGUGUCUCUGAGCGGACCCGCGGAAAUUAUCAUUUAG
Penicillium oxalicum is the source of this 2646-nucleotide messenger RNA. RefSeq names its product putative alpha-glucosidase (gene agdC). The transcript is spliced from 7 exons. Gene Ontology annotation, molecular function: carbohydrate binding; hydrolase activity, hydrolyzing O-glycosyl compounds. The record is from RefSeq and is a predicted model, not a curated record. Bases 1 to 2646 code for a protein of 881 amino acids. Lineage: Eukaryota; Fungi; Ascomycota; Eurotiomycetes; Eurotiales; Aspergillaceae. Gene Ontology annotation, biological process: carbohydrate metabolic process.